UCCAUUGUAGUCUCAGGAGACGAAGAAACAAAGAUUUAAUCAAAUAAUGUCUGUGAGAAUUACAUGACUGGUUUAAGUUAGUUUUGUUGACAAUGUGAUGAAUAGCUAAAGUAGACGCAAGUAGUGCAAAUUAAUAGGAAAAUUUUUCAAAUUGUGUAGGCUAAUUGCAUUAAAGAGAAGCUCAAAUGCGCUUGUUGCAAUUUACACUCAUGAUCUGCGCGCUCGCUGGAUGUUGGCAGCCGCUUACAUGGACAUCGCUGUUUAAACAAAUAAUUUAUAAGGCUUACGCAAUAUUUCUGAUCUCCUCGUUAUAUGUAUUUCUUCUUUCUCAAUUUAUAAAUAUUAUAUUAAACGUCGGCAACUCUGAUGAAUUUACCGAUGCCUUGUAUAUGAUGUUGACGAUACUCGUAGCAGGCUACAAACAGAUUUAUAUGUGGGUAGAGCGUAAGAAUGUUAUGGUAAUAAUAAAUGUUCUUAAUGAGAAACCUUUUGUGCCAUAUGAAACACAUGAAGUAAUGAUUCGAGAGAAAUUUGAAAAAAUGAUACAGAACAACAUGCGGAGGUAUUUAACCAUCGUCAUGAUGUCGAUCACAUCGAUAAUAACGAUGUCUGUCUCCACGAAUCUUAUGAACAAAACCUUGACGUAUAAGACAUGGAUACCGUUUGACUACUCGUCUACCGCUACAUAUUAUGUUGUAUAUACUCACCAAUUAAUAGCCAUGUCAACCUCUGGUAUAGUAAAUGUCGCUAUCGAGAGUUUACUUUGUGGAUUCUUGCUGCACAUCUGUUGUCAAUUUGAAAUUCUGGGGUAUCGAUUGGCAAAACUUACGCAUAAUCAAAAUAGUCUGCGCGACUGCGUUUGUCACCACAACCGUAUCUUUGAAUACGCAUAUACGAUAAAUAAUAUGUUCGCGAAAAUAAUCGCUAUCCAGUUUGCUGUGAGCAUGUUGGUGGUGUGCUCGAAUUUGUAUCGAAUAGCUAUGGCAGCCGACUAUUUGAGUUUUAUUCCACUGAUGAUGUAUACAAGUGCUAUAUUAGUGCAGAUUUUCAUCUACUGCUGGUUUGGAAACGAAGUCAAGAUAAAAAGCCUUCAAUUGAUGAAUAGCAUUUAUAAUACAGACUGGCCGGCGCUUAGCAAUAGCAACAAAAAGGAUAUUUUAUUAAUAAUGAGGCGCGCGACGACUCCCAUCGAAUUUACUAGCGCGUACAUAAUUACGAUGAAUCUUGAAUCGUUUGUAGCUUUGCUUAAGAUGUCAUAUUCGGUUUUCAAUUUGCUGCAUCAAACACAUGAAUAG
Molecule: messenger RNA, 1295 nt
Organism: Wasmannia auropunctata (little fire ant)
Lineage: Eukaryota; Metazoa; Arthropoda; Insecta; Hymenoptera; Formicidae
Product: odorant receptor 46a, isoform A-like
Exons: 6
Coding region: 186-1295 (369 amino acids)
Biological process (GO): sensory perception of smell; detection of chemical stimulus involved in sensory perception of smell
Cellular component (GO): plasma membrane
Molecular function (GO): olfactory receptor activity; odorant binding
Source: RefSeq, a predicted model, not a curated record